This is a messenger RNA of Caenorhabditis remanei, 972 nucleotides long. RefSeq lists its product as uncharacterized. Gene Ontology annotation, biological process: olfactory behavior; G protein-coupled receptor signaling pathway. The transcript is spliced from 4 exons. Gene Ontology annotation, molecular function: G protein-coupled olfactory receptor activity. The coding region runs from base 1 to 972 and encodes 323 amino acids. The record is from RefSeq and is a predicted model, not a curated record. Lineage: Eukaryota; Metazoa; Nematoda; Chromadorea; Rhabditida; Rhabditidae.
AUGCGAACCGUUGCAUGGCUGGAAAUCGAGUCGAGCACUCAAAAAGUGUGUGGUAUCAUUUCGAUCAUCACAAAUUCCUUUUUGAUAUUCCUGAUCCUUACCAAAUCACCACCGAAACUAGGUGCCUACAAAUGGUUGAUGUUGUAUACAUCGUUUUUCGAGCUGUUUUAUGCAUGCUUGAACUUCUUUGUGGGACCUUCAAUAGACACUUAUAACUCGGUGCUAAUCGCAUUUCAAGACUUGGAUAAAGUUCGAGACUUCAAACAAAAAUACCUCUCUGGCGGCAAGCUACUCUUUCUCUACAUCUUCCCACCCGCACUCGGCGUCUUCUGGGGAAUCAUCGUCUGGCUAACCAUGUCUGAAACUCAAAUAAAAACCGACUAUAUCCGACAACACAUUCUCAAAAAGUUUGAGGUCAACAUUGAUGAGUGUGCCUACGUUUCAGUAUUCUUCUGGCCAAAAGACACGUCAGGGAAUAUCUAUCCAGAUGUCACCUCGUUUAUAGGGCUGGUUUUUGAAUUCACUAUUUUGGGCAUCUCAUUCUUCUGUGUCACCUACUUCGCCUUCAAUUGCUAUCGCUGGAUUUCUCGAAAAUUGGGAAACAUGGAAAAUGUAUCUCAAGCAGCAAAAACUCUACAAAUCCAACUGUUCUACGCACUCAUAGUCCAGGCAGCAAUCCCAUGUGUCUUGAUGUAUCUCCCCGCUGCUACAGUAUUCACAUGUCCAAUGCUAAAUAUCAAUUUGGAUCUGAAAUAUCCAGUUCUUGGGGUCACAAUCGCUAUCUACCCUGCUAUCGACCCAUUUCCAACUAUUCUAAUUAUUAAAAACUAUCGAAGAGGAUGUAUUGAAUUAUUGACUUGUCGGUGGAAGAAGAAUCAGAUAUCAAUGGAUUACUCUCAUAAUGGAGUAUGCGUGUCGCUGAAGCCAAAUGCACCGAAUGUCAAUAAUUUACUGACGAUUGCUGCACUUUGA